AUGGUAGGGUACAGCAAAUUCACGAAAGUUGAAGAAGUUCCUGGAGAUACAAAUCCACGAAGAAAAAUUGUGAGAUUUUUGCAAGAUAAUCAGAAUACAUAUGUGGAUUAUCCUAUAAACCAAGAAUAUUUAAUAGAUCGAGAAGAUUUGAAAAGAUUUAAUUACUAUAGAAAUGAUUUUUCGAAGAAAGUUUUUGUGAUUGGUGCAGGACUUAGUCUGCUUACCGGGAUGGGAGUAUUUCAUUUAAAAGAUUAUUUAAAGCCUGGGGCUGGACUUUGGCUUACACCAAUAGUUGUAUUUCCAUUAUUAGGAUGUGUUUAUUGGCACUUCAAUGAGUUUGGAAGAUUUCUAGAUUAUUGUGGACAAAAGUAUGAAAACAGAGGACUAAAUGAUAAAGAGCUAGCUGAAUAUCACAAGCGAAAUAUCGCUAAGAAACUUGAAUAUGAUUGGAAAUCAAAAUAA
Molecule: messenger RNA, 462 nt
Organism: Blepharisma stoltei
Lineage: Eukaryota; Ciliophora; Heterotrichea; Heterotrichida; Blepharismidae
Source: the annotation of a GenBank genome assembly